Molecule: messenger RNA, 2385 nt
Organism: Brettanomyces nanus
Lineage: Eukaryota; Fungi; Ascomycota; Pichiomycetes; Pichiales; Pichiaceae
Exons: 2
Coding region: 1-2385 (794 amino acids)
Biological process (GO): recombinational repair
Cellular component (GO): nucleus
Molecular function (GO): ATP binding; hydrolase activity; DNA binding
Source: RefSeq, a predicted model, not a curated record
AUGUUAGAUCAGUAUAGGGCUUUGGUAUCCCCGACCUCGGACGUACUCCAAGUUCUUGCUGGUCCUGGAACUGGAAAAACUCGGGUCAUUACUGCUCGGGUCGCCUAUCUACUAUGUGUGGAACAUCUAGCACCAGAGGAUAUCAUUGUGACCACAUUCACCAAGAAAGCAGCCAAUGAAAUGAAACGAAGAUUGAAUGAGAUGUUGGUGGAUUAUUCUCCCAAAAUUCAGUUGAAUAACUUAUUCAUCGGUACGUUCCACUCUAUCUGCGUGAGGAUUCUCCGUGUGUUUGGUAGCAAGAUUGAAUUGGACUCCCGAUUUAAGAUCGCUGACGAAACAGACUCCAAGCAGCUAAUUAAACGGGUUUUACAAGACAAAUACAGUGAUGCUCCUGGUGCCAGUACUACUCUCGUUGUCAAAGUCACGGAUAAAGACAUCAACGAGUACAAAUAUUUCAUUUCUGCCUGCAAAUCCAAAGCUCUUUUUCCGGAUGAGGUACCAUUGGAUCUGACUGAUAAAGCUUUUGAAGAUCACAUUUACACAUACAAGAAGUAUCAGCACUCUUUACGGACGAAUAACUUGAUUGAUUUUGAUGAUUGCUUGUUACUGGCUUAUAAGCUAUUGAAAAAGUACCCUACAUGCCUGCACGAUAUAAAGCACGUAUUAGUAGACGAAUUUCAAGAUACGAAUCUGGUCCAAUUGGAAUUGAUGUACCUAUUUGGACUGAAUAGUCAUAAUCGGGUAACAGUAGUGGGAGAUCCAGACCAGAGUAUCUAUGGAUUCCGUCAUGCCGAGGCAAACAACUUUUAUCGAAUGGAGAACUAUUACGUUGAAAGGGGUGCCAAGGUUAUGAAAGUGCAGUUGGAUGAAAACUAUAGAUCAACAUCCAAUAUUCUCAGUUUUGCAGAAACGGUCAUUGAUUCUAAGCAGAAGUCCAAAAGGGAGCCCAAAAAGUUGAAAUCGAAUACCAAGAAGGAGAAUCUUCCAGUAUAUUUCGAUGCAUAUGUUAAUAAUAAGGAGGAGGCUCGAAGAAUCGCCGAAGAUGUUCGGACUUUAGAUUACAAGUACUCAGAUAUAGCCAUUCUUAUUCGAUCUGCCUUUCUAUCGCGUAUGAUUGAACAGGAGCUUAUCCAUGCUAAUAUCCCUUACAUAAUUGUUCAUGGAAGAUCGUUUUGGGAGCUAAGAGAGGUUAAAUUGAUGGUCGAUUACCUCCGGGCCAUUGCAUCCAAUGUCGACUGGCUCGGAUAUAGUCGUUCUAUGGAGUUUGUCAUAACAGGGUUGGGUACCAAAUCCUUGCAGAGCAUUGAAAAUGAUUUUGAAAGUCGAAGAGGAAAGGGUCACGCGGGUAAUGUGUAUAAAAUCAUUAAAUCCAUUGUUAAGGAAGAUAGAAAAGGAUUUUCAACGAAAGCAAGAGAAGGUCUGAGGAAGUAUGUGAAAACAAUCCAUAAGGCUCGGCAUAUAUUGAAGAAUGAAUCCAAAGAGAUGCCAAAAAGGUUAAACAAAAUGUUUGACCUGGUUGUUGAGCAAUCCAACUUGAUCGAAUUAGUGUGUUCCAAGAAAUCCAAAGCUAAAUCUGAGGAAGAGGCUAGAAAUGAUAUUACGGAGAAUCUUAAUGAGUUGAAGAAUCAACUUAUAACGUUCGCUCCAGCAGAACAAGUUUUACCUGAAGAUACUGAUAAAGAAUCGGAAAGACUAUCAGAAGAAUCAAAAGACUCGUCAGAUAUUUUGACCCAAUUCUUGGACUCUAUUUAUUUGUAUGAGCAAACCCAUUAUAAGCAGAGCAAAGAGAAUGAUAACUCUGAGGGAAAAGUCACCAUUACUACAAUUCAUGGUGCCAAAGGAUUAGAAUGGCCUGUCGUUUUCAUUCCCGGAUUAGCUGAUGGUAUAUUUCCAUCUAAAUACGUGCUCAACGAGCCAAAUUCAAAAAAGCGAAACGCCACUAUGGAUGAAGAGUGUCGAUGUCUCUAUGUAGCUACUACUAGGGCUAAGGAGAGGCUUUACUUGAGUUAUUUUGUUGAGGCGGAGAGUUUUUGGCAAGAUACGGAGAAGAGAACUGUAUCCAGCUUGAUUAAGGGCCGCCCAAUGAAACUUGUCGAAAAAAGAAAGCAUUCGAAUUACGGUAGAGCGGUUGGCUUUGCCAGUGCCAAUAAGAAGGCUGCUGAUUUUGAGAAGUUCAAGUCGAGAAAUGCUCGGAUGGUUGUUCAAGCUUACAAGGAGUUUAGCCAUAUACCUACUGCAGUGCCAGUUGUUUUCACGACGGCUAAGAAGAGAAUAUCGAGAAUUACUGGUUUGAACCCUGUGACAGGAGCUCCAUUGAAUAAGAAGGUGAAAAGGAAGCGGUUAGGUAUGGGUCGUCCCAUGAAGCCGUAUCCAUUAGGGAAAUAA